AUGUGUAGAAUCUUUGAUGAAGAUCAGCGGGAGAAGGCUGCUUUUUACAGGAAUGCCAAUGCUAGUCAUGGGAAAGAGAAGAAGUCUGUGACUCACAGUCGUGCUAAGCCAUAUUCUGCCCCUCCCGGGAAAUAUGGAAACCAUUCUAGGGGACAAAGGACCAGUGAAGGACAUCACCUAGCUGGUGGGAGUUCUCAGCCAGUUAACAGAGUGUCUCAGCCUGCUAGUAGAGGUAAUGGUGGUGCUCCUGCUACGCCAACCCGGUGUGCUAAGUGUGGUAGGAUGGGUCAUUUUGCUCGUGAGUGCCCAGAUAAUGAUGUGACUUGUUUCAACUACCGGGGUAAGGGCCACCUCAGUACCAAUUGCCCACAUGCGAGGAGGGAGAAGAUGAGUGGAAGUCUGAAUAACCAGAACGGACGACCAAAGACCACAGGGAGAGUGUUUGCUCUUAGUGGUGCUGAUGCCGCACAGUCUGAUGAUCUCAUUCAAGGUAUGUGUUUCAUAAGUCAAGUUCCCUUGGUUGUAUUGUAUGAUUCAGGUGUGACCCAUUCAUUUAUUUCUCGUGUCAGUGUUGAAAAACUUGCCUUGCCUGUGUCUUCCUUGAAAUUUGACUUGAUUGUGAAUACACCUGCUAGUGGGUCUGUUUUAACUUCUGAUGUGUGUUUGCAAAGUCCUGUCUUAAUUUCUAAUAGACAAUUUCUUAUUGACUUAGUUGUUUUACCUUUGAGUCAGAUUGAUGUUAUUCUUGGUGAUAUAUUUUUGUCUGCUAACCAAGUUGAGGCAUCUUUAAGGGAGGAUGCACAGGUAUACAUGAUCUUAGCUAGUAUGAGUGUUGAGACCAAAACCCCUGUGAGUGAUAUACCAUUGGUGAGAGAGUUUCCAGAGGUGUUUGAGGAGGUGUCAAGAUUACCACCUGAGAGAGAGGUCGAGUUCUCGAUAGACCUAGUGCCCGGUACUGGACCCAUAUCCAUAGCACCUCAUAGGAUGUCUCCUGUAGAGUUGAGUGAACUUAAGAAACAAUUAUAG
Molecule: messenger RNA, 1026 nt
Organism: Glycine soja
Lineage: Eukaryota; Viridiplantae; Streptophyta; Magnoliopsida; Fabales; Fabaceae
Exons: 2
Coding region: 1-1026 (341 amino acids)
Molecular function (GO): zinc ion binding; nucleic acid binding
Source: RefSeq, a predicted model, not a curated record